AUCAGAGAGGUGUCACCGGCCCUCCUCCUGACGCCUCCAAGUUUGAACCCACCAGCAUCCUGGGAUUUCCUGCACCGCUCAUCGCCGAGCAGCUCACCAAGACGGAGACGGAGCUGUUUGUCCGUCUGGUGCCGUACCACUGCCUCGGCUCACUGUGGUCGCAGAGGGAUAAGAAGGGGAGGGAAGGCGUCUGUUGGUCCGUCCGGGCCACGGUGCGUCAGUUCAACAAGUUGGCCAAUGCGGUUUUAGCAUCCUGCCUUUGUCCGACGAUGCUGCGCAGCCAGCAGAGAGCGCGGCUGCUGGAGAAAUGGAUCAGCGUGGCAGAGGAGUGCCGAGCCAGAAAGAACUUCUCCUCGCUGUACGCCAUCGUGUCCGCUCUGCAGAGUAACCCCAUCCACCGGCUGAGGAAGACGUGGCAGGACACCGACAGGGAGGCGGUGAGGAGAUACGAGGAACUGUCAGAAAUAUUCUCAGAGAAGGACAACUACUCCCAGAGUCGAGAGCUCCUGAAGGAGGAGGGAACGUCAAAGUUUGCCAACAUUGACAGCAGGCUGAACAACAGACAUCUUAAUAAGUCCACCGCCCAGGGCACCGUGCCCUACCUGGGCAUCUUCCUCACAGACCUCACCAUGCUGGACACCGCCGUCAAAGACAGGCUCGACAAUGGCUACAUCAACUUUGACAAAAGGAGAAGGGAAUUUGAGGUUUUGGCUCAAAUCCGUCUCCUGCAGUCUUCCUGCAAAAACUGUGUUUUCAGCUCGGACGAGUCCUUCAUGCUGUGGUAUCACAGUGUUCCCACACUGACCGAGGAGGAGAGUUACAGACUGUCCAACGAAAUUGAAGCGCCCAGCGAGCCGAGCCCACGCGGCCUCACUCCGACAGUCAUCAUCACACAGUGUUCAGACCUGAGCACCUCGCGGACGAGUCUGGCGGGCGACAGCGACAGCCUCUUUGACUUCCCCUCGCCCGUCAACAACCUGCUAUCAAAACUCACAAAGCAUAUGAGAUCUCCAUCUGUGUCCUGUCUGGAUGUGGACACGUCCCCUUCCACCACAGACUCCACCCCCGCCACUCUGACUCCAUCUACCCCCACGAAAUCCCACCGCCGCUCGGCCUCCUGCGGCAACAACCCCCCCAACAAAGCGCAAGGGUCCGGGCCGGACAUGCGGAUCAUCAGGAUCGGGAUGGACCUGCAGGAUGGAAACCUCUACAAAAGCAUUCUGGUUACGAGCAAUGACAAGACCCCCACUGUGAUCAGCUCCGCCUUAGAGAAGCACAAUCAGGACCCCAAACAGACGUCCAAGUACGAGCUGAUCCAGCUCCUGCCUGACGCAAAAGAACUGGUCAUCCCCGCUACAGGAAACGUCUUCUACGCCAUGACAUCAUCCAGCGUUGACUUCCUGCUGAGGAGGAAAGGCGGGAACACUCCUCUUGGCUCGCAGCCGAUCAGCACAGAGACGAGCGCCACGUUUCCUCGAAUCAAGGCCAAGGGGAGGAGGCUGGUCAGGAAUCUGUUUUGACGUUAGAUCUUCGUCAACUUUGACCUCUUCUCUUGUCGCCCCCCCCCCCCGACGAACACACGGGGGAGAUCCCUCAAUGACGUGGCCUUCCCCGUGCAAAACGAGAAGCUACACAUGCCUUUACCCCAUGCUCCUCAGAAGCCUCUUCUACCAAAGCACAGAGACCAAGUACAUCAGACAUUUCAGA
Messenger RNA from Paralichthys olivaceus (Japanese flounder), 1707 nucleotides. Lineage: Eukaryota; Metazoa; Chordata; Actinopteri; Pleuronectiformes; Paralichthyidae. The record is from RefSeq and is a predicted model, not a curated record.